Molecule: messenger RNA, 1376 nt
Organism: Zychaea mexicana
Lineage: Eukaryota; Fungi; Mucoromycota; Mucoromycetes; Mucorales; Lichtheimiaceae
Product: ATP-dependent RNA helicase eIF4A
Exons: 5
Coding region: 45-1238 (397 amino acids)
Molecular function (GO): RNA binding; ATP binding; RNA helicase activity
Source: RefSeq, a predicted model, not a curated record
GUUUCUCUUUCCUUUCUACUAAAGUCUUAUUCAGACCCAUAAUCAUGAGCAACGAACCUUUGCAAGAAUUGAACGAUCACGAGAUCGAGUCCAACUGGGAGGAAGUUGUCGACAACUUUGACAACAUGAACCUCACGACUGAGCUUCUCCGUGGUGUCUACGCCUAUGGUUUCGAACGUCCUUCGGCCAUUCAACAGCGUGCCAUCAUGCCUGUUAUCAAGGGUCACGACGUGAUUGCCCAGGCCCAGUCCGGUACCGGUAAGACUGCCACCUUCUCAAUCUCUAUCUUGCAGUCGAUCGACGUCAACAUCAAGGAGACUCAGGCCUUGAUCCUUGCCCCCACCCGUGAAUUGGCCUUGCAGAUUCAAAAGGUCGUGCUCGCUCUUGGUGACUUCAUGGGCAUUGAGUGCCACGCCUGCAUUGGUGGUACCAACGUCCGUGAAGACAUUGCCAAGCUCCAGUCCGGCUGCCACGUUGUUGUCGGUACCCCCGGUCGUGUCUUUGACAUGAUCAACAACCGUCGUGCCUUCAAGACCGACUCUGUCAAGAUGUUCGUUCUUGAUGAAGCCGAUGAAAUGUUGUCCCGUGGUUUCAAGGAACAGAUCUAUGACGUCUUCCAGUUGUUGCCCGGCAGCACCCAGGUCGUCCUCUUGUCCGCCACCAUGCCCUCGGAUGUCUUGGAAGUCACCACCAAGUUCAUGCGCGAACCCGUUCGCAUCUUGGUCAAGCGUGAUGAAUUGACCUUGGAAGGUAUUAAGCAGUUCUACAUUGCUGUCGACAAGGAAGAGUGGAAGCUCGAUACCCUCUGUGAUUUGUACGAAACCGUCACCAUCACCCAGGCUGUCAUUUUCUGUAACACCCGCAGAAAGGUCGACUGGCUCACCGAUAAGCUCCACGCCCGUGAAUUCACUGUCUCCGCCAUGCACGGUGACAUGGACCAGGCCCAGCGUGAUGUUAUCAUGAAGGAGUUCCGUUCCGGCUCUUCGCGUGUCUUGAUCACCACCGAUUUGUUGGCCCGUGGUAUCGAUGUCCAGCAAGUCUCCUUGGUCAUCAACUAUGAUCUUCCCUCCAACCGUGAAAACUACAUCCACAGAAUCGGUCGUGGUGGUCGUUUCGGUCGUAAGGGUGUUGCCAUCAACUUCGUUACCGGUGAAGACGUCCGCAUGAUGAGAGACAUUGAACAGUUCUACAACACCCAGAUCGAAGAGAUGCCCAUGAACGUUGCCGACCUUAUCUAGAUAUGUAAUAAUGAAAAGCCCCCACCCACCUUUCCACAGUUGAAACCGUCAUCCUUUCUCCCCGGUGGCUGUCUUGUGUAAAAAACAUUAAGAAAAAAGUUUUAGUAAAGAUUUAAAAAAGUUUUGAGUGCUCGUUGC